Parastagonospora nodorum SN15 is the source of this 108-nucleotide messenger RNA. RefSeq lists its product as hypothetical. Bases 1 to 108 code for a protein of 35 amino acids. The record is from RefSeq and is a predicted model, not a curated record. NCBI's taxonomy places the organism in Eukaryota, Fungi, Ascomycota, Dothideomycetes, Pleosporales, Phaeosphaeriaceae. The transcript has 2 exons.
AUGCACCGGAUGUACGAUGACGUCAGCGUUCGAGUGUCGUGGUUGAGCAGUCAAUAUAGGGGCAGCGCAAUGUCUAGCGCGAAGAGUGGAGAGGGCCCAAACGAGUGA